UGAAAAAAAGGAAAAAAACAGAAGCGCUGAUCUCGGUGUGACAGCUCAGAGCUGUCCACGUCAACACACCGAGCGAGCACGGCGGCGGCGGCAGCGAUGGACUCCUCGUCUCUGGAACCUUCCCUCUACACAGUGAAAGCUGUUUUCAUUCUAGACAAUGACGGCAACAGACUUCUGUCAAAGUACUAUGACCGUGAGCUUUACCCCUCCAUGAAGGAGCAGAAGAACUUUGAGACGAAUGUUUUCAACAAGACACACAAAGCAGACAAUGAGAUAGCUUUCCUGGAGGGAAUGACCAUCGUCUAUAAGGGCAGUAUAGAUCUCUUCUUCUACGUGGUGGGAAGUGCUCAGGAGAACGAGCUGAUGCUGAUGUCAGUACUGAACUGCUUGUUUGAGUCUCUUAGUCACAUCCUCAGGAAAAAUGUAGAGCGGAGGUCUUUACUGGACAACAUGGAAGGAGUGUUCCUGGUUGUGGAUGAAAUCAUUGAUGGAGGGGUGAUUCUGGAGAGUGACCCCCAGCAGGUCCUACAGAAGGUCAACUACAGAGCGGAUGAAAACCCAUUAUCUGAACAAAGCGUGGCCCAGCACAUAACAGAGAAACUGGCUCUGACUACUAAUGUUCUGCAGUCAGCCAAGGAGCAGAUCAAAUGGUCCAUACUGAAAUGACUUGGAGCAGAAAAAAACAGGAUUCUCAAGAAAGCUCUUGAGAACAUUCAUAGUCCCAAAGCUAUUUCUUUUUUUAGGGAAGGUCGUCACAAGCGUGUUGGCUGAUAGGCUGCUUUAUAUAGCAAUUAAGCAGCCAGUAAUAGGAAUCUGUUGCUAGCCUGAUGGCACUUUGUUACAUUGUGUGUGACAUGCAAUUAAUUUAUUAGUUUCGAGUGAUGUCAGUCCGUACUCGUGUAAUUUACCAGGCCAGAAGAUACCAGAAAAUUAAAUGUAAAGUGAGUCUCAAGGUCCAGGUGUGCUUCUUCAUCAGACUGAGCUGAUAUCAAGUACCAAACUAACGAAAGAAAAUAUUAAAAGAUAAUGAUCUGUAACUUGUAUUUUGGUGGUGCAGGAUCUUCCAUGCUCAUUUACUCAAAACAGAAAUGCAGCACAGAUCUGCAAAGUCAAGCUAAAAAGCUGAAAAUCACAUACAAGAAAAUGUUUUUAUCAUUUAAACCAUGUCAUUUAACAAGGGGGUUGUUAAAUUUUGUAAUUUUUUAAACACACACACAAACACACACUGACAUCAUUUGUGCACUGAGUUUAAUACAUUUUGUUGUUCUGACUGGGCAUUGUAAAUGACAAAAAUAUGUUUUGUAAAACUAUUUAAAGACUGUAAACGGAUGUAAACAUGCUUUUUGACACUACACAAAUGUUAGCAUUGUGUGUGAGAGGCAAUAUGUUACUGUCAGUAAAACCCUUAUUUACCUUAAAAUGGAAUUCCUUAAUCUUUAGAAUCAAAGGGACCUUAAAAAUAUUUAAUAUCACAUAGGAUGACCAGAGUUAUAAAGAAUAGUGUCUAUUUUCUCAUAGUUAAACAUGUAGAUAUAUUAAAUAUUUUCUUAGUUGAAAAGAAGAAAAUGCCAAAGACAAAGUAAUUAUUUUGUUUACAUUUGGAUGUUGUUGAAACACUAGGCCUACUAAGCCAUACUGUCCGACAUAGGGCAUUUUGUCGUCUGCUAUUUGUUAAACUGAUAAUAAAACUGUAUAUUUGUCCUGGA
This is a messenger RNA of Micropterus dolomieu (smallmouth bass), 1706 nucleotides long. It is a transcript of the gene copz2, whose product is annotated as COPI coat complex subunit zeta 2. Bases 97 to 666 code for a protein of 189 amino acids. The transcript is spliced from 10 exons. Gene Ontology annotation, cellular component: COPI vesicle coat. The record is from RefSeq and is a predicted model, not a curated record. Gene Ontology annotation, biological process: intra-Golgi vesicle-mediated transport; intracellular protein transport; retrograde vesicle-mediated transport, Golgi to endoplasmic reticulum. NCBI's taxonomy places the organism in Eukaryota, Metazoa, Chordata, Actinopteri, Centrarchiformes, Centrarchidae.